AUUAUUUGUGGGACAGUUGUGAACAUCAGACGGAAUAAAAAUUAGAUCCAUAAUGAAUCGAUUUUUGAUUUGCUUGACAGUUGCUUCGCUUAUUUAUUUAAUCGAAGCAUUGAAUUUGGAAUGUGUUUAUGAAAUGCAUGAAAAUAAGAAUUUGGGUCACAUCUACACUUGUUUUCCUCAAAAGUUCCGAACGACAUUCUUGGAAAGAAAUGUGACAAGUGUUAACAAUGGAAAUACGAGUGAACCGGAGAGAGCCGUCUUUGGAUUUUAUGCUGAAAAGGAAUCGUUUCUCUACUUGCCAUUAAAUUUAGGAACUCAUUUCCCUCAACUCGAAAGUCUCAUUGUUGAUGAUUGCGAUGUUCAGUUCCUAGUGAAUGGCGAUCUUCAUGGACUUCAUGACUUGAUCGUCUUCGAAGUUUCACGCAAUCCAAUCGAAUAUUUGGGAGCUGAUUUCUUCAAAGAAAAUACUGAACUUCAGGUUAUUGCGUUUCAUGAUUGUAAUUUACAAAUAAUUGAUCCUGGAAUUCUAGACGGACUUGUUUAUUUAAGAUUUGCUGAUUUUGAAAAAAAUGCUUGUGUCAAUCUAAAAAUCGAAAAAUGGUCAGAGUUAAAAGGUUUGGAAGAGAAGAUUCUUGAGUCAUGCCAAACAAAUAAUGAAUGGUAUGAUGAAAGAAUUUUUGAUCGUAAUCUUAAAUUGGAAGAGUUAAUAACAACUACUGAAAUUCCUCCCUCGACUGAAAUGACUCAAACAUCUGAACCCGAAUCACCAACAACUCCUUGUUUAUUCGAAGGAGUGACUGAAAAACUUGUGUCGGAGACUACAAAUGCAAAUCAAAUCCUUGAAUGUCCCCAACAUAAUUUUCUGACAUCUGCGCAUUUUAUAACAUUUUGGUUCAUUAUGGUUGUCACUUUAAUUAAUUUGAUUAUUUUCAAAAGUAUUCCUGAUAAAAAUGUAUAA
Messenger RNA from Clunio marinus, 958 nucleotides. The record is from the annotation of a GenBank genome assembly. NCBI's taxonomy places the organism in Eukaryota, Metazoa, Arthropoda, Insecta, Diptera, Chironomidae.